Molecule: messenger RNA, 972 nt
Organism: Cyclocybe aegerita
Lineage: Eukaryota; Fungi; Basidiomycota; Agaricomycetes; Agaricales; Hemipholiotaceae
Source: the annotation of a GenBank genome assembly
AUGGCGUGGGCCAAUCCUGUUAGCAUAAAAGGUCCUGCGGAAUUUACACAUGGGUGGCUGCUCGUUGGAUGUACGCUCAACAUUCUUCUCCUUGGCGUGACGUUCGUGCAGGUCUACAUGUAUUAUAACGAGUACAAAGGUGACCGGCCAUGGCUCAAAAUCCUGAUCGCCUUCAUCAUGUUUCUCGACGUUGUUAAUAGUGCCACUCUCUCUGCCUUUCUCUACCGAUCCCUCAUUAUAUUCUUCGGGAACAAUGAAGCACUUACUAUAGGGGAGUGGAUGCUUGGCACUGGAGCUUGGACGACGGCCGUCAUAGCAAGCGCUGUCCAAUCGGUGUUCGCGUGGCGAAUAUACCUGCUCACGAAGAAGUGGAUCUAUCUCGCGAUAAUUUGGUUUCUGGCUAUAACUGGUACUGCAGCAGGCAUCGCAACCGCCGUGCAAACUGGAAUCCCUCUCCCUUUCUCCGAGCUUCGCGACACCGAAGCAACCGUGACGGCCUGGCUUGCCUCAGAAGUGGCUGCAGACAUCAUCAUCACCUCCGUCCUUCACAAACACAAGACGGGUCUCGAACGCUCGGACAUGGUUAUCGAUCGCAUUAUACGAGCGACACUGCAGACGGGACUCCUCACGAUGAUCGUGGCCUCGCUCGACCUUUUCUUCUUCCUGUUCGACUCAACAGGAACACAUUUUAUGUUCACUUUCUUACCCAAACUCUACGCCAACUCUCUCCUGAGUAGUUUAAAUUCACGAAGCGGUUGGAAAUUCGGUGGCAUCAGCCACGCCGGCGUAGGAACUAACCAAGGGAUUACGACGAGUUGGGUAGAAAGACAGCUUCGCGUUUCAGUGCUCCCAAGUCAGGUCGAGGCUCUGGGCGAAGCCUCCCGGAUCCGAUUCGAGUUGCAAGAGCCACGACGCGAGGUCGAAGUCGUUGAGACGGUGCGCGGCAGGCCUCAUCCGAUGCUGCAGGUUUAA